Neoarius graeffei (lesser salmon catfish) is the source of this 6547-nucleotide messenger RNA. RefSeq names its product GLIS family zinc finger 2b (gene glis2b). Gene Ontology annotation, cellular component: nucleus. The coding region runs from base 838 to 2280 and encodes 480 amino acids. Lineage: Eukaryota; Metazoa; Chordata; Actinopteri; Siluriformes; Ariidae. The record is from RefSeq and is a predicted model, not a curated record. The transcript has 7 exons. Gene Ontology annotation, biological process: smoothened signaling pathway; regulation of transcription by RNA polymerase II. Gene Ontology annotation, molecular function: DNA-binding transcription factor activity, RNA polymerase II-specific; RNA polymerase II cis-regulatory region sequence-specific DNA binding.
GCAGACUGGGAGCAAGUUUGGGUGAAGGAGUCAGGGCCAGUGUCCGCUCCGCACCAGGAGGGAGACACCGCACACGGGCUCGAGUCCGUGGGGGGGUUGGCUGAUACCGCCAGCUUAGCGCUUUAUUACCUCAGCAAAACAAGAAAUUCAGCGAGGAAACACUCGAAAAACGUUGUAAGGAAAUAUUAUCUGGACAAGACCUCUCUUCUACUCGCCCUGCGCGGCCCCCUGCCUCCCUCCCGCCCGCCCUCCUUUAAGACCCCAAAAGAACGACCACCCAAAGAAAACCUCACUUGACCAAGCUUUGCUAAGACGCGAUGCACCUUGUUCCUCAGAAAAAAUCGACAACGGUUAUUUUUUCUUAUGACCGCCGUUACUGGACUUCAACCUGUGAAGAUUACGGACACUUUCAAGUGUUGACAUAGUUCGGUUCGGUUCUCGACUGAGAUCAUAAUAAUCUCAUUCCUUGAAAGUAACAUUAACUCGGCUGUUUGUCGGCUAUUUCUUUUGACACUGUCGGUUUCUCAUUUUUCUUGAAUCCUUUAUUAAGCUUCUGCGCAGUUUUUCCCUUAUUUUUUGCUCCUGUGUGUUUUGUAACGACAAUGGUCUGACAGUGGACCGCUACACCGCCAGAUUGCUAAACGGUGACGCGACGUGUAUUCAGGCGUCCAGAAUAACCCGAUUCACCGACGGACGGUUACUAUAAUACUCUUUUUUUUUUUUCAACAAAAGUAUUUGUAUAACCACUGUAAUAGGAAAGUUUCACGACGCUUUGGGCCGAAGCCAGUUCGACCAUUUCCCAGUUUCUCCCAAGGUCAGAGGCUCUGGGCUGCACCCAUGCUUUCCUUGGAUGAGCCACUGGACCUGAAGCUGCCCAGAGGGCACAUUAAUGGGCGGAGCAAAGGCUCCAAGUCACCACACACUCUUACCUCCUCUCGGGUCUAUGCCAAGAGGGUUGGUCAUCUGCCAGUUGCUGAUGAUGGGACAGCAGAUAUUAUUCUAGCCUCCCCUGCCUCCCCGCACAUAGGUGUACCCAUGGCGCCCCAGGAGAAGCCUGAAGUCCACACACCUCUUGCAGUGGACCUCAGUAUGUCCCCGUCCUCUCGUCACACACCCUGCUCCCCUGAGCUGACUAAUGGAAAUGGCUCCUCUCAUUUGUACUCGGGGGACUCUGCUCACAUCCGUUAUGUUGAGGGAGCAGCCCCUUCACAAGCCUUCCAGUUCUUUUUGCCAAUUGGAGGAGGACGAGGGCUCCACCUGCCAUCCUCAAUGUUUAUUGGCCAGCCCAAGGACAAGAGGGCCUCCCCAGAACUUUCAGCAGAUGAACAGCUGUCCUGUCGAUGGAGGAAGUGCCAGUUGCUUUUUGACUCCUUGCAAGAUUUAGUGGACCAUGUAAAUGAUUUUCACGUAAAGCCUGAGAGGGAUUCUGGGUAUUGCUGCCAUUGGGAGGGUUGUGCACGCAAAGGACGGGGCUUCAAUGCAAGGUACAAGAUGUUAAUCCACAUUCGUACACACACCAAUGAGAAGCCACACCGCUGCCCUACCUGCAACAAAAGCUUUUCACGUCUGGAAAACCUCAAGAUCCACAAUCGUUCUCACACAGGUGAGAAGCCCUACAUUUGCCCUUAUGAAGGCUGUAAUAAGCGCUACUCAAACUCCAGUGACCGCUUCAAGCACACUCGUACGCACUACGUGGACAAGCCGUACUACUGCAAGAUGGCUGGCUGUCUGAAGCGUUACACAGACCCAAGCUCUCUGCGAAAGCACAUCAAAGCGCAUGGGCAUUUCGUGGCUUCACAGGAGCAGCAGACAAGCCCAGGAGGGGGAGUCGGAGGACGAGGAGGGGGCGAGGGCUCACCCGUGCUCAAGCCAUCUCGUAUCACAGGGAAAGAGUCUGAGCUGAGUUAUGCCCACAUCAUCCUCCCAAGUGCAGCAGCAGCUCUCCUAGGCACCUCUCUGCCCUUAUCUCCUCUGAGUCCUCGACCCCUGGACCUGAGCAUGCUGGGAAGUCCCAGCUCACCUGUCCUGUCCUUCAAUGGCUUGGCCAAGUCACCAUUGCUGCCCCCUGCCUUCUCAACCUCAGCACUUGGCUUGCCUGUGGUGCCUGUGUUGUGCUCAGAUCGCAGAGGACAAGCAAAGAGCAGUGCUAGAGUGAAUGAGGGUGAGGAGGAGAGCCCUAGAGGGAUCCUCAACCUCUCGACAGGAGCAUCCCAUGACCCUUUGUCCUGGGUGGUCAUACCUUCAGGCUCUUUAAUGUUGAAGCCAGCUGUGGUCAACUGAGAAGGAUCCCCCAAUCAUUCCAGAGGGAAGGAAGGGGGGCAUAGGGCAGCACAGGGACAAAAGGUCAAGGGGCUGAUUUUCCGUUUUUAUAAAUCAACAGCUGUCCACAUUCCUCUGAAGCGAUAUAUCUAACCAUUAAUUUCCAGCAUUGUCAUUUCAGUUUUGUAUCUGUUCAUCACAAAAGACAUGCUUCCACUGAGGUUCCAAAAUGUUUUAGAAAGUAAAGGGUUACAUAACGAUCAUAUUACUAAACAAGUUCCUGUUUCAUGUUUUCACCACACUCAAGAACUGUGACCUUGUAACAAUGUCAGGUUUAGAGUGAACAGUUGCUCCAUGUUCACUCUAAUGCUGCAUCAUUGUCAGGCCACUAAAAGAGUAUAAAAUGCCCAGCUGCAUUUUGUGAUGCACCAUAGUCUGAAUAGCAUGUAGCUAGUUAUAUUUUGAACUUCAACAUACAGGUAAAUUGUGUACUUUUAAACAUGUUCUGGGCGGCACGGUGGUGUAGUGGUUAGCGCUGUCGCCUCACAGCAAGAAGGUCCAGGUUCGAGCCCCAUGGCUGGCGAGGGCCUUUCUGUGCGGAGUUUGCAUGUUCUCCCCGUGUCCGCGUGGGUUUCCUCCGGGUGCUCCGGUUUUCCCUUACAGUCCAAAAACAUGCAGGUUAGGUUAACUGGUGACUCUAAAUUGACCGUAGGUGUGAGUGUGAAUGGUUGUCUGUGUCUAUGUGUCAGCCCUGCGAUGACCUGGCGACUUGUCCAGGGUGUACCCCGCCUUUCGCCCAUAGUCAGCUGGGAUAGGCUCCAGCUUGCCUGCAACCCUGUAGAACAGGAUAAAGCGGCUAGAGAUGAUGAGAGGAGAUGAGAUGAAACAUGUUCUUCAAACAGAAAAAUAUAUUAUUUUUCAACAAAACACUGGUUUCAAAAUUAUUGGUACCCUUACAAUUAAUAUUUUUACACCUGCCCUCUUGAGAAUAACAGCACAGAUGCUCUUACUACCAUAAUUUUUGCUCAUUUUUAUGAAGGGUGCCAAUAAUUCUGGAAGGCACUGCAAAGAUAAAUUUAUUUUGUAAUUUGUUUAUUUAAAAUAGGUUUUUAAAAUCAUGGAUAAAAGGGUCGUUCUGUGAACCUAGCGUCUGGAACAUGUAGUACAGCAAACACACCAGUAUUAGUUUCUGGUCCAUAGAGAAGCAUCUACUCUGGAUUCCUUACAGUCUAAAGACAAAUGCCUUGCUGGUUACGAUGUUACCCAAAAAUGGCUGGUUGAUCAGAUUCUUACACUGACACAUGCACAGAUACAAGGGUUUUGAUCCGUUAGUUAUAAAGAAAAGUGCGUGUGCAGUAUAUAUAUAUAUAUAUAUAUAUAUAUAUAUUUUUUUUUUUUUUUUUAGCUAAAAACUUGCAUCAUUUAUAAUACUAUUUUAUAAGAUUUUCAUAGCCAUCUCAAAUCUGUUUUGGAAUCCAGGAUCCUGGUCAUUGGUCUGGAAUUUUCUACAACACAGGAACUAAUAGUAGGGGUGAAAACAUGCUAUGAGUUCUUGAAAUACUUACUUAAAAUAUUCUUACAGUGGAAGCAUAUCUUAUAUGAACAGAGAUAGGGUGUAAAAGAUAAUAGCAGUGGCCCGAGGACCAUCACAGGUCCUCUUUCUUAGUUUUCUUGCUAAUUUUGUUUUUGUUGUCUGAAAGUACAGACUGUAAUCUUAAGAAACUAUAUCCAUGUUUCAGUAAGCACUCAGUUGUUUCUAUAUAUUUAUAUGUAACAGGCAUCUCUGGACGCCAGUGUGUAUGACACACUAAGUACACCAUCUUCUGUAAUGAUUCUUGACAUCACUCUUUGGGGAACUGUAAAACUCCUUUGAGGGUUUUUCUUAUGAUUAUUCUGAUAAUGCAGGUAAAAAUUACAUCCAUAUAAUUUUUAUUCAGGCAAUGCCACACUGAUUCAGUCAGCUUUGGCAGAGAAGCUUGGGUGGUAUUUUAAUUGUUUUAUUUACUUCAGAGGACAGUAGGUGCAUUUCAUAGGGCUAUUUUAGUCAUAUGGAGAUACUGUUCAUUUACCCACAGACCGACAAACCUCUAGUGAGAGCUGCUACACUGUCUGGCUAACUGCAAGUCUAUUACAUUGAACUGAGACUUCAGGUUGGAUACAUGUACACAUGGCAAUCUGUCUUCUCAGAAAUGGCCAACCAGCACUAUUUACAUAAAGGCAGGUUUGAGUCUGGCUUAAAUUUGAUGGUAACAGACACAAGACUCAGAGCUGAGUUUUAAGGUAGAAAAAGGUGUUGUAUUUUUCUUACCACCUCACUGUAGAUGACUGGCACUAUUGCCACAUGUUGGACAUUCGUUUCAAGGACCUUAAGGACCUCACACACACUAUGCUAGCACAGCACGGCAUAGAUAAAUGUUCUUUAACUGACAGCAAAUGUCAGGAAAACAGCCACACUAUGCAUUACACAAAACACUCACAUGCAGACAAAUACAACUGGUGUGCGGUGCAGGCCUCUGGGUCGAAUGUGAUGUUGACACAAAAUGACUCUUGCAGGCGAAUACACUGUGCCAAACAAAGAAUACUUCAGUACAUGUCAAAUAUAACAUUCAUUUUCUACAAAAGAGUGGCUUUUUGUUUACACAUACUUAUAAUCUACAUUUAAGAGCUCUUUCUUUCAAAAUACCUGAUUAUAUUUCACUACCAGGUAUCGUCACCUGAAAAGAGAUGUCAAAAAGUCUCUUCAGGGUGAGUAUUCCCUUUUAUCACAGAGCUCUUUUGAACAUUCCUCGUAACUGUUAGUUGCCUGCAAAGACUUCCAAGAUAAGUCAUCAGUUUUAAUGAGAAGUGAAUAACUAUUACAUUUGAAAACCCGUAAAUUUUGAAAAUUUGUCUGUCAACUGUAUAAGUCCUAUAAUUCCACAAUGGUUAUGCUACAUUUGAAAACACUAUAUGGUUAUUUUGUUUGUUGUGUUGUUUAGACGAGACAUUUCAUUUGUUGAUGUUGCUUAUCUCUUUGUCUCUGCUAUUGCUGCUUUAUGUUGAGCUUUCUCCUACACAGCAUUGAGGAUAGAGGAAUGAAAAGGAAGGAUGAUGAGCAGGAUGGCCAAAGCAGUUUCUUAAAAAUGAACCAGUUCAUCUCUGAGAAUCACUCCAGGGAGUUUUAGGUCAUGCAAGUUCACUUAAGGCAACAAUAGGCAUCUCUCUGUCUUCUUGUCACUGAUAGGUUGUGUAUAAUGCUUUUUGGAAUACAACUUGUAUACAUCAUAAAAGAAUAGAUUCAAAUUAUGUUUACAGUGGAAAUGUCAUUAACCCACUUUGACAUAGUUUAUUAGAAGAACCUGAAGAAAACACAUGCAAACACUUGAACAUAUAAAACUCCAUACAGAAAGUAACCCGAGCCCAGGAUUGAACCAGGGACCCUGAGUUGUGAGGCGGCAAUACUACUGCCCUACACAGUAUAUUACAAAUCAGAGGAAAAACAAAAAUCCAGUCAGCUCUGGAUAUUUAAGCUCCAGACUGUGUGGCUUUGUGCAGGUUUAUAAAAGUUCAAAGCACUCAGGGCAUUUUCCCAUAUUAUUCUUUACACAUUUUUAAACUUCUUUUCUCCCCUCCACCCUCAUUUGCUCUUCUGUUUGUUUGAGAAAGCUCCUCACGACACCGACCCUUCAGGGUCUACAUCGUUUAAAUAUCAGAUAAGCUGUUUGACCCAUUAACCCUCUGAGCACUAGGGAGAAGUUUGUUCAUGUUGAGUAUGCAUCUGCUAGUAUAAGGAAUCAUUAGCAACUGGAAUGGUUGUGUGUCCUGAUUUAGCACCAACUACAGAAAUCUUUGAUCCAGUAAUUAUCCACCUUUGAAACCUUUCUAGCAAGAGCAGCAAGUGUACGGUACAAAAGCACCAUUCCACUUUGGAAAAUGUGUAAUUUGAAAUAUUUAAAAGACAAACUUUCACUCAAAUUGUUUAAGUGCCAUACUGGUGCCCAAAGGGUUAAUACAAGACUAUGGCCAGGUAAGGCCAGUAUUCAGUUUUCUUUUCUUUUUGCACAUUGAAAUAUUUUAAUAUCAGUAUUUUUAUUUUUUUUUCCAAGUGCCUUUUAUUAUAAGUGUAUAAGUACAAAUACAGAAUAUUAAUAAAUAAUUGUAUAUUUUCUCUCUCCCCUGGCAUCAUGUUCUUAAAAUGAACAUGCAAAAUUGGUACAACGUGUGUGCUCCUGUUUGAGAAAUUUAAAAUUUUUAUUUUGAUUUUGAUGUCAAUGAAAAUGUUUAAUAAAUUUGAAUUUGAUAUAUUAAA